AUGACGCAUUCGUUGAGCUCGAGCUACCAAUUGUAUUAUUUGACGACCAAUCUAUUUGGUAGGGAGACGAAAUAUGGCUUGACCACAGACGAUGACGUGGAAGCCUUGUUGGCAACUGCCGACUAUCCCAUGGUGUACGUUGAGCACUACAACGGUCCAAUUGAAGAAGCCUACAUCCCUACUUUUGAUUUUGCUCAGCCUUCGGUGCGGACAGAUGAGGAACCUGAGCACGAAGUUGAAGCCUCGGUUGCAGCAGGAGACGAUGAUUAUUCUGAGGAAGAUGACGAAGAUUUUGACCCUGCGCUCCAGGUGGGCACUGCUUCUGAUGCCUCUGAGGAUUUAUUAGACGACGAUCUAAUCGAUUUCACGGAGAUCGAGCGAGCAGGUUGGAUCCGACAAAGUACAACACGUGACAGAAAUUCGACAGUCGAAACCGGUGAUCUAACUAAUUGGUUAGUUCCCUUGAUUCCAGUGGACGCCUCGGCUUCGCUGGUUGCUCGCGAGAGUGACCAUUCUAGAGUUGAUGAUCUGCAGAAGAAUUCUUUUUACAACAGCAAAGACGACCUGAUCAUUGCUGUUGGUUUGUGGAACAUGAAGCGAGGCACUGAGACGAAAGUUGUCCGCUCAGAUCCGGGACGGGUCUAUUUCACGUGCAAGCACUCUGACAAGUGCAAUUUCGAUCUUCGUGCGUCUAGUCACGGCGGAGGGAUGUGGAGAGUGCAUAAGUUGAAAGAGCAUUCAUGCGAAGGGGACUUGCGCACAGCUAAAAAAAUCAAGGCAUACUCGAAGGUGAUUGCAGCGUAUGUGGCAAACAGAAUAUGCUAUGAUGGAGAGGUCAUUAAGCCGAAAUCCAUCAUGGCGGAGUUGGUACGCGAUUUCGGCAUCAAAAUCAAAUAUGAUGUCGUGCUGCGUGCAAGAAAUCUCAGGAUGGAGAUGAUAUACGGUCGAGUUGAUGAUUCGUUCCUCCUGCUCCCAAGAUAUCUGUAUGCCCUGAGGGAAGCGAAUCCUGGCACCUUGAUUGGUUUGGAAGUAGACAUAGACUGCCGGUUCAAAUAUUUGUUUGUUGCUCUUGCGGCUUUCAUCUCACCUUUCUACUUUCACCUUCGAUCAGUGAUUGUGGUUGAUGGCACACACCUGAAGGGAAAAAAUAGUGGCAUUUUGUUUUUCGCUGUGGCAAAAGACGGAAACGAUGCAAUUUUUCCCUUGGCGAUUGGUGUCGGUCCGAUCGAGAAUGAUGAGUCGUGGAAGUGGUUCAUGUCACAUCUGAGACAAGCUUGCGACGAGCCCGAGAACUUACUUGUUGUAUCUGAUGCGCAUAUCAAGGGUUACGGGCCCGGUGUUGCUGAGCUUUUCCGCCAAGCUGCAUACGCCUACGAGCAAUCAGAUUACACACGUGCAAUGUCAGCCAUGGCUGCUCUGAAGCCAAAGGCGUACGAGAAGUUGUUGCGCGUAGGACCGGAGAAGUGGGCACGAUCACAAUGUCCUGUUUCCCGUUACAGUUUCCUUACAUCCAAUGCGGCCGAGAGUUUUAAUGCACGUUUGUUGUGGGCCAGGAGUCUUCCCAUCUGCUGUAUGUUGGAGGCAAUCAGAUUAGUUAUCGAGCAGUGGUUCAACGAUAGGCUUGCGGCCGCACAAGAGAGCGAUGAACAUCUGACUCCGGAGGCAAACCAGAAGCUCAGUGCAGAACUUGUAAAAAGUCAUCGUUACACAGCCAAGAGGACCGCCGAGAGAAAGUACAGGAUUCGUGCUAGUGGUCACCAGUAUAUGGUUGACCUUUAA
This is a messenger RNA of Salvia miltiorrhiza (redroot sage), 1779 nucleotides long. RefSeq lists its product as uncharacterized. The record is from RefSeq and is a predicted model, not a curated record. The coding region runs from base 1 to 1779 and encodes 592 amino acids. Lineage: Eukaryota; Viridiplantae; Streptophyta; Magnoliopsida; Lamiales; Lamiaceae. The transcript is spliced from 3 exons.